Cylicocyclus nassatus is the source of this 10138-nucleotide messenger RNA. The record is from the annotation of a GenBank genome assembly. Lineage: Eukaryota; Metazoa; Nematoda; Chromadorea; Rhabditida; Strongylidae.
AGAGACUUAGUGAAGGGACUUGACCACAAUGGUGUUCGAGUCCCUAGUGGCCGAUCUGCUCAACCGCUUUCUUGGCGAUUUUGUCGACAACCUAGAUGCGUCACAACUCAAUAUCGGCAUAUGGGGAGGUGAUGUGAAAUUGGAAAACCUCGAAGUGAAGGAAACCGCCCUAGAUGAUCUUGAUCUCCCCGUUAAAUUGAAAUUUGGCUACUUAUCCUCAUUAGUGCUAAAAAUACCUUGGAAGAACCUUUACAAUGAACCAGUUAUUGCUACUAUCGAUGGUCUGUACCUCAUUGUCGUGCCUAAUAAAGGUGUCGUAUACAACGAAGAGAAGGCCAAGAAAAAUGCCGCAGAGGUCAAGCAGAAAACUCUUGCUCGACUCGAAGAAGCUCGCAAAAAUCGCCGAAAGCCGCCAGAUCCGACCCAAGACACAUUCGUAGAGAAGAUGGUUACGCAAGUGAUCAAAAAUCUACAGGUCUCCAUUAGCAACAUUCAUGUUAGAUUUGAAGACAAGUAUACGAACAGACACCGACCAUUUGUUGCUGGAGUCACUUUGGAAAAGCUGGACUUCCAGACCACCACGGAAAACUGGAUCCCUACCAUCCACCGUGAUAUUGUGAAAAUAUUCCACAAACUUGUCUUAUUGGACAAUUUAUCGGUGUACUGGAAUUCGGGUUCUGAGUUGUUUUCGGAUCUUCAAGAUAAAGCUGAAAUUCGAACAAAGCUUCAAGGCACCAUACACACUGGAAGGAACCCUCCAACCGGUUACAAAUACAUUCUUGAGCCAAUCUCGAUGCAAGCAAAGUUGAAGUUGAAUCAAAAACCAGAGAGUGAUGGAACUAACUGGAAAACUCCGAAGAUUGAUCUCUCUGUUGAUAUGAAAACUCUUGCCUUAGCUAUUGGCAAAUUCCAAUACCAGGAUAUUCUGCUGUUUUUAGAGGCACAAGAAAGGUUCAAUCUUGCUACUCAGUACUUGAAGUAUCGACCCAAUCUGAACGAGUUUAGAGGUCAUUACAAAGAAUGGUGGCAUUUUGCGUACACUUCCAUUUUGGAAGAGAAGGUACGCCGACGACGCAAGAACUGGUCAUGGCCUCGAAUGCAAGCACAUCGAAAACUCUUGAGGGAAUAUCGAGAUGCCUGGGUCGAAGUUUUGACUGAAAAGAGUCCAGGUUCUGCUGUGGACGAAAUCGUGAAGAGAGCUGAAGAACAAUUGGACGUUUUCAACGUCAAUAUUGCUAGACAACAAGCAGAAAUGGAUGUUGAUCGACAAGGGCUGAAAAGAGUGGAAGAUCAACCGCAAGGAUGGCUCGCAUGGGGCAAGAGCUGGUUUGGUGGCGGUGAGGAAAAGCCACAUGCGGAGAAGAAAAAGGACUUUGCUGAUCAAUUCAAUGAAGCGAUGACACCUGAAGAAAAGGCGAAGUUGUUUGAAGCCAUUGACUAUCAGGAAAAUAUUCCUCCAACAAAUUAUCCAAAAGAAUUUGUCGAAAAUAAAUUCGAUUUCCGUCUUGGACAGGUUGCCGUCAUAGUAGAUGGUGCUGUUUCUUUAUUCCUUUUGGAUCUGAGAGCCGGUGUUGAGCAACGGCCUAGUGCCAACGCGAUGAAUCUGAAGUCCACCAUACAAGAACUUCGGAUGGAUGGCUGCGGUGCAGAGAUGUUGCGUGUACGCGAUCCUUCAAAGCCAUGGCUUUAUCUUUGCGUUGACACAAAUCCUUUACAUGGAAAAUACGAUCAAUCCGUAGAACUUGCGAUCGCUCCGGUUAACUUGAAAUAUCAUGCCCCUGCAGUGAACAAUGCUGUGGAUGUCUUCAAACCUCCGGAGUCAGUGAAGCUAAACCAGUUGACUGCUCUCGCGAUGUCACGAUACGAAGAGGUAAAAGCUCGAUCAGUUACUGGGCUUGCACACGCUGUCGAAAACAGAUCUCGACUCGUGCUCGAUAUCCAAAUACAGCCUGCCACCAUAUACGUCUCUGAAGGUGGAGUGUACGAUGCGAAUAAGCCAACUCUUCUAGCCGAUCUUGGUCUGCUUAGCAUCACGACCAUAGAAAGUGAUCCGGAUGCUCUGGCGCAUCAGGAUAAGUUACAUCAACUCAUGGAUAAGGCCUAUGACAAGUUCCGCGUCAAGCUCAGCAAUGUUGUAGUAGCACUGGCUGAGAACGUUGCGGAAGGUCGGGCGGCUUUGACUGACAAAGAAAGCCCAUUGCAUAUCUUGAAGCCCACUGGGCUGGACAUCCAGAUUCAUAAAUGCUCGAUAGAUGAUCUGAGAUUGCCAAGAAUGAGAGUAAUUGGAUUACUUCCCGAUAUUGUGAUUGGAAUUUCUGACAUUCGUUUGCUCGAACUCACUCGUUUAUUACUUUCCAUUCCGCGUCCGGAACCUGAUAUGGAAGCGGUUGCAAUAGAAGAGAAGAUUUUGGAAUCAACAGAAAUAAAAGUAAAGGAUCGCGCAAAGAUGAAGACGAUCAUGGAAGUUCAAGAGAUUGAGUCAGAUGAACAACCGCCUCAAGAAGGAGUUGUUGAAGGUGAGAAGAAGACCACGGAACAGCAGAUACAAGUCGAGUUGGACCUUUGCCUCAAUCAGGUCGGUGUUAUCGUUUCUCGAAAAAACGAUGUGUUAUGUGAGGUCUCAAUCCUUCGCAUGGGCUGUAAACUCCAGAUGCGCACUUUUGAUAUGGUCAUCAAGGCAGAGCUAGGAGCCAUCAGGGUAUCGAUGCCCAUGUUCAAGUCUAUAGAUCCUAAGCGUGAUUGUCUGUAUUUCAUUGAUAAUGAUGAAGAGGAAGGAGCGCUUAUGACGCUUAAAUACGUGCAGGCUAAUAAAGAAUCGCCAUUCUUCGCAACAGAGUACAACUCUACAGAACAGUAUAUAGAUUUUAAAUUUAGAAAACUCACAAUCUCUCUACAUCAGGAGGGUUUGAUGGAGCUAAAACUGUUUGGAGAGAAAGUUCAGAAAGAAAUAGCUGACCUCCAGAAGGAUACGGAUAAUACGGAUAGGCCAGUGAGUCAAGCCAUAGAACAAGGAGCACGAAAACUGAGUCGUCAACUCAGCGGAAGUAUGUCUUCCAUGGCCGGAAGGGACGAAUUACAAAGACAGACAUCAAUCACUGGAAGGAGACGUACGAAGAGGUCCAAAGCAGAAGAAGAGGAGCUGGCUGCUCGCAUUGUGAAAAUGAGAUUGGAAGCUAGUGUAGGCAGCCUAGCUGUUGCUAUCGGAACAGAGAAGUCGUUGGACACUUGGAUCGCCAUUGAAAAUAUACGAGCUGACGUCAAAAUGACUGUGAAAGCUAUGAAUGUUCUCGCUACUUUGCACACUGUGAAGAUGGAGGACAUGACUGAAGGAGCACUGUACAAGAAACUAUUGGCGGUCACUGGAGACAAGGAGAUGUUGAGAUUUGAGAUGAUACAGUACCAACGAACUGAUAAGGAAAAGCAGGCAAUGUUACCCAGUGAUAUUGACAUGGCUGUGAAGGUGCGGUUGGCGCAGAUGCAGUUUGUGUUUUUGAAUCUGUGGCUGAGUCGACUUAUGGCAUGGAUGGCGCCCUUCCAAGCUGAAGCCGCGCGUGCCGCUGCAGCUGCGCAAGCGGCUGCCUCCGAGAAAGCCGCAGAAGCUGCUGAGAAUGUCAAGCAGAUAUUGGUUGAAUCACCUCCCCGGAUACAACUAGAUGUUCAGCUAGAAGCGCCUAUCAUUCUGGUUCCGCAACAUUCCCAAAGUCAUAAUGCUAUCGUCGUAAUUUUAGGUAAACUCAUAGUAAACAACCACAUAACUGGAGAUAAGCGGAAUCAAAAGCUAAUAAUGGAUCGAAUGGAAGUCAAACUUUUGGAUAUGAACUUUGGAAUAGGGCGAGUAAAUGAAGACGCAUCAGAUGUGCAGACGUCAUGCGAGAUUCUUGAACCACUCUCUUUCAACAUCAUUGUGCACAGAAACCUCGUGUUUGGCACAGUCAAAGACUUGCCGGAACUCGCGGUUGACGCUCAAAUCCCAUCAUUGGCGCUGAGUAUGUCCGAACAUGACUACAAUACUAUAAUGCAGACGCUGAGCGGAAAUCUUGCCGAAGGUGCCGAACUAGCCAAAACAUCACCUCCUGAGAUGUGCCCUGCUACUGUGCCAGAUGCUGCGUUGAGAGAAGAACCUACGAAAGACACACAAGAAACGGAUAAGCUGCAGCUAGAGAGGAAGAAAACACAGAAGAAAGAGUCGGCUUCACCAAGACCUGUGUCUCCUACAUCUAUCACUCCAACUGUGCCGAUGUCAAGAAUUGUGUUCCAGUUUACGCUGGAUAAGAUCGUUGCCAUCUUGUACAUGGGGGGUGGAGAAGAUCAGUCAAAUAGGAACCCUGCAGAUGCUUUUGCUGCAAUGAGAUUACAAGGUCUGAAACUUAGUGGCGCAAUCAAGGAGGACAAUCACAUGAACGUGGCAAUAUCUCUGAACACUUUCACAAUGACGGAUGAACGUCGUGGUAAAACUAAGAUCCCUCAGCUGCUUGACAAAAAGAGUCAAAAACAAGACGAACGAUUCCUUGCAUUGGCCUUUAGUCAGGAUGCACAGCAGAACAAGAAUGUGAAGCUGAAAAUGUCGGCGUUCUUCAUCAUUCUUGCCCCAGAGUUCUUGGGAUGCUUGUCAAAGUUUUUCACCGUUGAUAAGUCCGAGGAAGAUCUGCAAAUCGAAGCUGAAGUCAAAGCAGUUGGACCGCAGAAAACGGUUUCCACACAGGCGGCUGGAGGAGGGGAUGCUGCGGUGGAUCCCGAAGCUCCUCCGCCAAGCAUUGUCCUCGAUUGUGAUAUGCAGGGAGUUGAAGUCAUAUUGGUUGAAAGCUCGUUGAACCCUGAGGAUUCGCAAGCCUUGAUCUUGACUUUCAAUAUGAGAAUGGUCGCCACUCCGUCUCCCGCUACGCAAGUCAUGAGCGGUGGGAUUGAGGAUCUGGCAGUGUAUAGUUCAUACUAUGCCCCAGAAAGAAGGAAUGAGAUCACUUAUGAGGUUUUGAAACCAAUGAAUAUUGGAAUUGAGAUGAAGAUAGAAAAUGCAACAAAGGCAACAGAUGUUGUGUUGAAAAUCUCACCAAUGGAAUUGCGUAUGUCUCCAUCAAUCAUUCGGCUGCUGUCGGCUGUCAAUAUGGAGUUUGCCAGCAGCAGUGCUUCUGAUCGGACGGAUGGUAGUUCGCUCACUCCCAAGCUUCGUUCAUUUCCACAAUAUUGGAAGCCUAGGCGUUUCGACAAGAGAAAAUAUUGGUUUUUCCUGGCACCUACAGCAGAAGAGGCAUGCGAGGACAAUAUAGACGAUGCCGCCGAUAAAGCAGUCACGAAGCGUGCUCCUAUAGAACAUGCUCACGUAGAAAUGGAAAGGAUCAACUUUACGCUUGAAUCUGGAGACAGUUCUGUGCCUGUACCACUCAUCUUUAUGCAAAUACUGGUAAACGCGGAGGCAUCAGGAUGGUCGUCUGCUCUGCGAGCUUCAGCUGAUCUUUCUCUCCAGAUGUCCUACUACAAUGAAGCUUCGAGUGUUUGGGAGCCAGUCAUUGAACCUGUAGAAGUCGGCACGGACAAAUGGGGCCCUUGGAAUCUUACAAUGACUGUGAAAGGAAGAAAUAAGAUGGAUCCUUUGGAUAACAGUCCCGGUAUGGAUGUAAAAAUUGAUGCAGAGGAUAUUUUGAAUGUGACCGUCACAAGAUCCCUCCUUAGCUUGUUGAAUAAAGUGUCCGAGGCUUUCGCUCACGCUGCUAAGCAAAUUAGUCCACCCACAACUCGCCAGCUUCCUGGAAGCUCUGCUUUUCUCGUCUUGAAUGAAAGUGGCAUAAUUAUCAAGAUGAGCGAUUCUGACACCUUACAGGUGAGCUUAAACGGUGAAGAUGUAGAAGCACCUCAUGGACGAUUUGUAGACCUUCGUAUGAACAAAGAAGCAGCUGCGGUCGCUGCUGAAUCUCAAGCCAAAGAGCGUCUUAGCAGCAAUCAAACUGAACUCUCUGCUGAUCUACGCAUCAACCUCCUUGACACUGUUCGAAACAUAAAGAUUGGUCGUGCGGGUAAAGUCGCUGUACCAUUGCCGAAGAAGAGCGAUGGUGGAAAACAAUGGAAGAUUAUUGCCGAGACAACUAUUGAAAAUGGUCGUCGCUUGAUAACAUUUACAUCGCAUGUCAGUGUAACAAACCAUUUGGACGUACCGAUGGAGCUUUAUUCAAAGAACAAUACUAAUUUGGACCUGUUUGGAACAGUGUCUCCGGGAGAAACUUUGCAUCUAGUAGUCCCACUGCUAUUUUCAGCUACUGGGGAAAUCUUCUUCAGACCUGCUAAUGACAAUUCUAGAUGUGAAGUCAGCUUUGAGUCGCUGACAUGGCAUCAAUUUACGCACCAGAUGCGACAAGUGAUCCGAUGUGAUCUAAGUGAAGAUACCACACAAGGCUACUUUUUCGAGACGGUUGUUCUGGAGGAAAAAGUCCGAGAAGGUGUCGAUAAGGAGACGGAAGUGUAUUCAGUCCAUUUGUACCCACCCUUGCAAUUCCAUAACGUACUUCCAUUCCCUAUCACCUUCGAAAUUCCCGUGGCUAUGGAUUUAGAACCAGGUCAGAGCAUUCAGCUCAACAUGGUACCAGGGCAUCGUAUGCGACUAUGGGCGCCAUACUUGGGCGAAAUGUAUUCGUUGGAUAUGACUAUUCCCGAAGACAAGCCGGAGCUACAAGUGGUUGCCUUGAAUACGGAUACGGGUUCGGCUGAGCUGUUACUUGGUUUGCAUUGGAGUACGGAGUAUGGAGAUCUGAAAGCAUAUCUGUAUGCACCAUUUUGGCUGGUCAACAAUACCUCUAUGACGUUGAAGCACAUGGAAAGCGGAGGAAACUUGCUGCGAAAUUCGACUCAGUGUAUGCCCUGCAGAAAGGCCCAUCCUACCCAACAGGAGGCUGAAUACGCUGUCAAGCACCUACCAGAUGAAAAUCCCCUGAUACUGCCAUUCCCUAGUACGGACUUCAGUAAGAAGAAGAAGUCUCGAGUCUUGGUGGAAGAAGCUGGGGCAUGGUCUGAAGAGUUUCCGCUCGACACUGUAGGAAAUCCAGCUCGAAUAACAUGUAAAGGAAAGGACAGGGAUUUCGAGCUCACCGUGGAUAUCAAACUUUGUUCAUCUGGUCUGACGAAAAUUGUCACUUUCAAUCCCUUCUAUCUUGUGUCCAAUCUUGGCAAAUGGGAUAUGCAAGUCAGAGAAGAAGGACAAUCAGCAUGGGUGGAUGUACCUGCAGAGAAGUGCAUAGGAAUAUGGCCCAUCCAAAAGUCGAAGCGGAAAUUCCUUUGUGCUAGAUAUACAGGGCAACAGCAGGAGUCUCUCUUGUUUCCGAUCACAGAGAACUUUGAUACACUUUGUCAGAUUGACAACGACAACAUAGGUGUUGAAGUCUGUGUGACUACAUCAGAAUCGUCUGUGGCUGUACACCUGACACCUUUCCAACCCGGUAUGGCUCCUGUCUGCAUUAUGAACGACCUCAACGUUCCUGUGAAUUUCGGUCAAAAAGGACAUAAGAUGGAUUCGCUUGCCAGUAAUGAAAUGAUAUUUUUUACUUGGGACAGUGUCACUGAUGAGAGGAUAAUGCGGUUCACUAUUGGCGAUUACGAAGGUGAAGACAAGCUGGAUCAAAAUCGCAUCGCCGACGUCCAGAUGGACCAUAAUGUCAGAAAGUUUGCAUACCUUGCCAACUUCCUCAUCGGAAGGCAACGUUUCCUACUGUUCACUCGCGACUUGGACAUUGCACGCUCAGCUUAUGGAGUUUGGGAAACCGACAAAGUUGAUAUGCAAGCAGAGGUGGCCUUACAAGGUGUUGGUUUAUCAAUCGUGGACAACACCGUGGGAAAAGAGUUGCUGUAUAUUGGCAUAUCUUCUUCGGACAUCCUUUGGGAAGAGGAAGUGAAGAAAGGACGAUUUAAACCAUUUGCAGUGAAAAUUAUGCAAGCUUUGGAGGAAAAGUAUCAGGAACAUCUUCUGGAACCUAAAGAUGGUUACCAACCUCUUGAGCAGUAUGAGGUUUCUAUGGCAAACAUGAUCAUGAAGAAAAAGAAGGGCAAGGAAGUGAAGAUACGCCGAAUCUUCGAAAAAGGAAUCUGGGCUACCUACGGCAAGAGCGCUGAACGAACCCGCGUGCACUUGAAAGUCAAUCAUCUACAGGUGGAUAAUCAGCUUGCGACAUGCGUGUUUCCAAGAGUGUUAGCAGUUGUACCACCUCCUAAGAGUAUCGUUGCUGACAAUGCACCCAAACCUUUCAUCGAACUUUCUUUCUUCCAACGGCAGUCAGAAUACUCGUCCGUGCCAGAAGUUGAAUACGCUAAGAUGCUUGUACAGGAAUUCGCAGUGCAAGCCGAUCAAGGACUCAUUAAUGCUAUACUUGCUUUGAUAGCCUCGGAAGUCAAUAAGCAGCCGUAUGGUAAAGAAAUGUUUGAAACGGAUAUGAACACAGCUCUUGAGCGUUUGGAGGACAAGGCCAAGCAGUACCGGUCAAAUCAGCCGAAAGCAUUCUAUAACCAUCUACAUAUCUCACCGCUUAUGAUCCAUCUUUCUUUCUCACAAGGUGGUACAACAGGAGAAGGAGGAUCUGGUGGUGCAAUGCCCAUCCAGUCUGAGUUUUUCAAAGUUCUCUUCCAAAGUGUGGGAGUCUCUGUGACGGAACUGCAGGAUGUUAUCUUCAAACUUGCAUAUUUCCAAAGGGAGCGCCAGUUUUACCGGACAGAUCAACUGAAAAGCGAAAUAAUAUCACAUUAUACAAUGCAGGCACUGCGACAGAUGUAUGUGUUGGUAUUGGGUCUGGACAUCAUCGGAAACCCAUUCGGUCUUGUUCGCGAUCUUUCCGCCGGUGUGGAAGAUCUUUUCUACCAACCAUUCCAAGGACUUGUACAAGGGCCAGAGGAGUUUGCUGCUGGUGUGGCUUUGGGUGUACAGUCCAUGUUCGGACAUGCUGUCGGUGGAGCAGCCGGCGCUGUUGGAAGAAUAACAGGCACUGUGGGCAAAGGAGUUGCCGCACUGACUUUCGACAGCGAAUAUCAACGAAAGCGACAGGAAGACUUGAACAGACGACCGCAGUCAUUUGGUGAAGGGAUGGCAAGAGGAGUCAAAGGUCUUGGAAUGGGUGUGGUUGAAGGUAUCACGGGUGUAGUUACAAAACCCAUCGAAGGCGCCAAGCAUGAGGGUGGUCUGGGAUUUAUGAAAGGAGUUGGAAAGGGCCUCAUUGGUGUGGUUACGCGACCGGUUUCUGGUGUAGUUGACUUUGCUAGCAGCACUAUGCACUCUGUUCGUACUGUGGCCGGCGCUGGUAAGGAAGCUGGAGCGUUGAGGCCACCUCGCGUCAUACGACCUGAUCUCAUCAUAAAACCCUACAGCCAGCAUGAGGCGUUAGGUUUCAAAGUCUUCAAUGACACUGACCAUGGCGAACUGGCCGAAACUGAUGAAUUUAUCACCUACGCCCCAAUCACGGAUAGAAUUGUGCUUUUGGUUACCAAUGCACAGUUGGUGCUAUCGAAACGGGCAGACAUGAUGGGAACGUGGUCCACUGAAUGGCAAACUGAUUACGACAAGAUCAAAGAACCUAUCUUUGUACAAAAUGGAAUCAAAAUCAUUCUGAAGGAGAAGAAACGUGGCUUUUUGGGCAUUGGCUCAACAGAAGGGAAAAUCAUAACGUUUGAGAAUGCUGAAGCCAUCCAACAAAAAGUGCUAGCUGCAUACAAAGCGGCCACUCAGCUACCUACUUGAAGUACAUCGAUGAAACAAACAGCAAUUUUUUCUCGGACUCUUCUGAGGUCCUUUGUUUUUGCAUAUUGCGUUUUAUUUUCAUUUAUCUGUGAAUUGGGAUACUGCGGUUUCUACUGUAGAUCACACCCUGUUGCUGUUCUUUCGUUUGCUUCUUGUUAUUAUUUGUAUGUGCACUGUUGUCUCCGAUGCAGUCUUAUUGCUUUCUUCUCUAUAGGAUGCAUGUAUCAAAGAUUUCUGCCUAAAUUUGUUGUAUCUAUUUCAGAGCUCAUAUACUUCCUCUUUGAAACAGCAGAACUUUGUUUUAAGAGAUUUGCUAUCACCGGACAAGUAUGUCUUAAUCAAAGUCUAAUAAGCAUAUGUCUUGUAAAUCUUCUCAAGAUUAUCUUUAAUGUGUACAUCGUACGAUUGACCUUACGAGGUUUUACAUCUGCCCUU